AUUUGUGUUGUCUAUGGUAUUAUUGGUUUGGUAUUUAGCAUUUUUGGAAAGUGGUCAAGUGGCUUUCUAAUAUUUUUUUGUAAUUUACGUGAUGUUGAUGUUGAUUUUAAUAUUGGACUAAUAAUUUGACAUAAAGAAUUAAAUUGUGACAAUUUAUUAUUGGUGUGGUGAAGUUAGUUGUAAUGAAAUAUUUGUGUCUGAAAUAGUAAAAUCGUUUUAGAAAGCAACAUGGAAGCAUUGACAGUUCCGCCAUGAAUGCAAAAUAAAUAUGAAAUUCUGAAGAAGGUGGAUGUCAGUAAGGACACGUUAGAAACUUCACAAUGUUGAGAGGUGGGCGUGGAGGCCGUCACAGUCCGGAGCUGUACCCCCAUACACUAAAGUGCUCCAACGCAAGUGACACAAGCUCAGCAUACAGUGGUAGUGACACAAUGACUUCUGUUCACAGCUCACUUGACAUGGAUAUGGAGGUAGACCUAUCUGGUCUCCUUGAGUCCAUAGUUGAUUCAGAUGAAGAAGAAGAUUUGGAGGAGAGCAUGGAUAGUCUCAUUGUACGUGAUGCUGUUCGGGAAUGUCUUGAAAAAGACCCAAAUGAGAGAACUGAUGAAGAUGUUGAAAUCCUCUUGGAAUUUACUCAACACCUAAAAGCUUUUACUAAUAUGACAUUGACUGUUCGGAGAGCAUUGUGUGCUGUUAUGGUCUUUGCUGUUGUAGAAAAGGCUGGAACUGUUGUUAUGAAUGAUGGAGAAGAACAUGACUCAUGGUCUGUUCUUAUCAAUGGACAAGUUGGUAUUGAACAUUCAAAUGGAGAAAUUGAGCAUCUUAAUGUUGGAGACAGUUUUGGAAUGGCUGAAGCCACACUUGAAAAAUUAUACCAUAGAGGCAUAAUGACAACACGUUGUGAUGACUGUCAGUUUGUCUGCAUUACACAAACUGAUUACUAUCGUAUACUCCACCAAGGGGAAGAAAAUAUAAAACGGCAUGAAAAUGAAAAUGGUGUAGUUGUAUUAGUUACUGAAUAUAGAGGAAUUGCUGGCGAGGCUGGUCAUCAACAAGGACAUGUUGUAAUAAGAGGCACACCAGAACAGCUGAUGUUGCAGCUUAUAGAAGAUAAUGUUCGAGAUUCUACUUAUGUAGAAGAUUUCUUAUUAACUCACAGAACAUUUAUAGAAAGCCCAUUAGUAGUAGCAAAGCAGCUACUUGCUUGGUUCUCAGAGCCAUCAGUUCGUGACAGAGUGACCAGAGUUGUUUUGCUCUGGGUUAAUAACCAUUUCACAGACUUUGAAACAGAUCCAAAUAUGAUGGAGUUUCUAGAGAGUUUUGAAACUGCUUUAGAACAUGAUAAAAUGGAAAGCCAAUUGAGACUACUAAACAUAGCUUGUUCUGCUAAAGCAAGAACUAGGAGUGUUACUUUAUCACGGCCAUCAAGAGAUGAAGCUUUAAAUUUCACAGUUUUUGGUGGUUAUGAAAGGGGAUAUGGAAUCUUUAUACUAAAAGUAGAAAAACAUUCUAAAGCUGAAGAAGUGGGUUUAAAAAGAGGAGAUCAAGUAAUAGAAGUUAAUGGUCAAUCUUUUCAGCAUGUUAGUCUUGCUAAAGCCAUAGAAAUAAUAACUGGUUCCACUCAUUUAAGCAUUACUGUAAAGAGCAACUUGUUAGCAUUUAAACAAAUGCUCUUAAUGCCUGAAAACUCUCCAAGGCAGAGAGGUGCUGCUAAUAUGGUACGGUGGCAAACAGAUCCCAGAGCAAGAUUAUCUACAGCCGAAUUAUUAAGUGAUGAUCCCAUUAUGUUAACAACUGUUUUUCAGUCUCCCACUAAAAAAUCUCAGCAACUAAAUAUAAAAAAAGAGCCGCAAAAAGGAUUCAUGACCCUAGGACCAAAAAGGAGAUUACAAAAAGCAUUAAUAAAAAUGAAUAUUUUACCUAAAAAUAUAAUUACAGAUGGUUUGCACACUGAUGAUAGCAUAAUCUCGAAUUCAGAAUCUUUGAAUAAGGCAAACAGUAGUACCUCAUUCUAUAACUCACAUAGUAAUCCAGAUUUAAUAUCAAUUUGUUAUGAUGAAUAUCAAUCAUCAGACUAUCCUGAACAUGUAUUAAAAGUCUAUAGAGGAGAUCAAACUUGCAAAUAUCUUUUAGUACAUAAAGAAACUACAGCUAGAGAAGUUGUGAUGCUGACUUUACAGGAAUUUGGUAUAACUGAAUCCAGCUCGAAUUUUUCUCUGUGUGAAGUAUCUGUUGCACAAGGAGGCAUUAUCAAACAGCAUCGUUUACCAGAUCAACUUCAAAAUCUGGCAGAACGCAUAGGACUCAGCUCUCGUUAUUAUUUAAAAACAAAUGGUGUUAGUGAAACUUUAGUACCUGAUGAGAUGGCCCCAGAACUACUUAGAGAAAGUGUUGUCCAUUUUUUGCAAUUAAAUGCUGUUGAAGUUGCUGUUCAGUUAACUUUACAAGACUUUUGUAUUUUUCGGCAAAUCGAAAGCACUGAAUAUGUUGAUGAUCUAUUUGAAUUAAAAAGUAGAUAUGGAACACCUAUGUUAUCACAGUUUGCUGAACUUGUUAAUAAAGAAAUGUUUUGGGUUGUGACUGAAGUUGUCAAUGAGCAGAAUUUAGUUCGGCGGUCAAAAAUUGUAAAACAAUUUAUCAAAGUUGCUCGACAUUGUAAAGAAUGCAAAAACUUUAAUUCUAUGUUUGCUAUUAUAUCUGGAUUAGGUCAUGGUGCUGUAUCCAGGUUACGAAUGACUUGGGAUAAAUUACCUACCAAAUAUUAUAAACUAUUCACUGAUUUACAGAUGUUGAUGGAUCCGUCAAGAAACAUGUCAAAAUAUAGACAGUUGGUAACAACAGAACAAGGUAGGUCACCUGUAAUUCCAUUUUAUCCAGUCGUUAAAAAAGACCUCACAUUUAUACAUCUUGGUAAUGAUACUAAAGUGGAAGGUAUGGUUAACUUUGAGAAGUUGAGAAUGAUUGCUAAAGAAGUUAGAACACUCACUAAUAUGUGUAGUUCUCCACAUGAUCUUCUCACUUUAUUAGAAUUGGGCAAGCAGCCGCCAUCAACUGCUAUGGUAGCUUUAAAUCAACUUACAACUGGAGGUGUCCAACAAGGUCAAGUCACUGUAAAAAGAAGAAAGAAGUCUUCAAAUGUUCCAAACCCAAAAAAGAUGUUUGAAGAAGCGCAAAUGGUACGAAGGGUUAAGGCUUAUUUAAACCGUAUGCAUGUUGAAACUGAUGAGGAACGACUACAUGCACUGUCGCUUGAAUGCGAGGGAGCUGGGCCGGCCCCUGUCAUGCCUCGCCGUCGACAUCCAUCACCUUCUUUAUCUACGACAAGUAGCGCUUCAUCUGCCAGUGAAAGUAAAAAAAGCUUUGCAGGAAAUAAAUUCGGUGCUGCAUCACCUCAAGCUGUAAGAAAAUUACUAGCAUUAUCAGAGCCAGCAAAAACUAGACCCCAUCAACCUAGACCGCCACCGCCGGGACCUUCGCCGUGUUCGCACCGACGUGAUGGUCCAGGCCCAGGCAUAUGCUGUCCACGAACAGCACAUGAAAGGUCUCAUUCAGAUACACCUACACCUUUACCUGUAGAUUUAUCUGCUGAGAGUAGUAGUGUGACAUCAUUAGUAAACUUGCCAUUGCGUAAGACUGGUUCAGCUACAUCGAGUGACAGUGGACAUGGCUCAUGUACAGCGGCAAGUUGCGUGCGUCCUGUGCCACCGCCGCGCAUGCCGCAGCCCUAUUCGCUCGCUGCACAAGUAGCUCGGCUCGAGCGCCUUAGUCGGGCUCAUUCUCACGAGGGUGUCACUCGUCCUUAUGAGUUUUACCACGACACUCCAGACGACGAUGACGAUGAUCAGCAAGUAUCUGCCGUUUAAAUUUUAAUACUCUGUCUAUUUAAACAAUUCACUGUUCUGUAAUCUCAUUAAGGAUAGAAGGCACAGUUUUAUAAAUUUCUAAUAUUAUUAUUAAAAUCAUGUAUCUACCCUUUACAACUAAGUCUAAAGACUGUAUAAUUAAGGUAAUCCUAGUGUUAUAUAAUGUAAACUUUCAUGAUAAGCUAUGCCUCUGUUAAUUAAUUAUUGUUAUAAUGUGACCCACCAUUUACCAGUUUUGUCUAGAGAUGUUCGAUGUAUACCAAUUGUGAUCUAGAGUAUCCAAUUUUGGUAUCUCUACAUUCCGUUUUUUGUAAAAUAUUAAAAUAUUUUUCAUUAUUUAUAUUUGUGAAACUUAGACCAAAUAAUAAUGAAUGUACCUUUAAAUAUAAAUUUAUAUUUCAAUGAUUAAAAUAUUUUAUGUUGUAGUAUUUUGUGGUAGCUCUAUGGACCAACAAUGAGUUUGAAUGUUAUUUCGCGAUAGCAGCUCGAAUUCUUAAGUUUUUAUAAUUAUGUAUUUUGAUUGUAAAUAAAAUAAUAACAUACUUCAUA
Galleria mellonella (greater wax moth) is the source of this 4409-nucleotide messenger RNA. It is a transcript of the gene PDZ-GEF, whose product is annotated as rap guanine nucleotide exchange factor 2. The record is from RefSeq and is a predicted model, not a curated record. Gene Ontology annotation, molecular function: protein binding; guanyl-nucleotide exchange factor activity. Gene Ontology annotation, cellular component: plasma membrane; apical plasma membrane. NCBI's taxonomy places the organism in Eukaryota, Metazoa, Arthropoda, Insecta, Lepidoptera, Pyralidae. The coding region runs from base 321 to 3860 and encodes 1179 amino acids. The transcript has 2 exons. Gene Ontology annotation, biological process: Ras protein signal transduction; positive regulation of GTPase activity.